AACGAGGAAGCAGGUCAUCAGUCGGUGAGUCUGUUCCCACAAAAAGAUUCAUGUUCAUAUCUCGAAACCAAUAAUCCGUCUCAUUUAUCACGUAUCAAUUAUCGAAAGCAAAGAUUGAAGAAUUUUGCAAUAUUAAAAAGAAUGAAAAAUGGACAAAAAUAA
This is a messenger RNA of Heterotrigona itama, 162 nucleotides long. Lineage: Eukaryota; Metazoa; Arthropoda; Insecta; Hymenoptera; Apidae. The record is from the annotation of a GenBank genome assembly.